AUGGGGGCCCCCAAGAAGCGGUCUGUUUUCGCGUGGGAGACGCUGCGACACCACGGCCAGCACUACAUCUGUCCACAGCGCGUCCGCCACCGACCCAGGCCCUCGGGGCUGGUGGGCCAGGAGAAACAGGAUGUACCACGAAAAGCGUCUGCCGCACAUGCAGGCAAGGUGGACACUCGGCCGGUCCAUGCCCACAAUGCCCGUGGCUCUCUCACCUGCACGAUGUAUCAAGUUGGGCGUUGGCAGGAACACCGAGUUGCUACUGGCUCCAGCGGGAAACGCCUUUCACCACGUCAACCCUCGCGAUACGCCAAUGGACCGGGUGACGGUGGACGGGGUGUACGAAUCAACAUAAGCUCGCCAUGGCCGCUAGCCGCGCUGGCGGACCAUCAAACCCCUCCCCUCCCGCCCAUCCCGUCGGUAGCCAAUGCCGAACCGGGAGACCGGGAUGCGGUGGAGCAUCAUCGCAUACGCUGCAGUGGGCGCACCAGACGGGCUACCGCAGGGCUGCUGCGCCCGUGA
Molecule: messenger RNA, 522 nt
Organism: Penicillium canariense
Lineage: Eukaryota; Fungi; Ascomycota; Eurotiomycetes; Eurotiales; Aspergillaceae
Exons: 1
Coding region: 1-522 (173 amino acids)
Source: RefSeq, a predicted model, not a curated record